CAGUGAGAGCGUGUACAGCAUGAGGCUGGUGUGGAAAUCCCUGGACAAGAUGAGGUGUCUGAGGAAACGCUCCACUAUUCCGUUCCUUGGCUUCCUCAUUACCUUCCUGCUCUUCCUGAACCUCUACAUUGAAGAUGGCUAUGUGAUGGAAGGGGAUAAAAGGCAGCUUAGGGAAACAUCCGCCCACCCUCCCAGCUCAGAACGAUACGUUCACACCUUCAGAGACCUCAGUAAUUUCUCUGGAACCAUUAAUGUCACAUAUCGUUAUCUUGCUGGAACCCCGCUGAACCGCAAGAAGUAUCUUACCAUUGGACUGUCAUCAGUCAAACGAAAAAGAGGAAACUACCUUCUGGAGACGAUCAAAUCCAUCUUUGAUCAGUCCAGUUACGAGGAACUGAAAGAGAUUGUGGUUGUGGUCCACCUGGCAGACUUUGACCUUAUCUGGUGUGAGAACUUGGUGCAGGAAAUCACCAGGAAGUUUGCGCACCACAUCAUAGCCGGACGCCUCCUGGUGAUCCAGGCCCCUGAGGAGUACUAUCCAUCUCUGAAUGGACUGAAAAGGAACUACAACGACCCGGAGGACCGGGUCCGUUUCCGCUCUAAGCAGAACGUGGACUACGCUUUCCUCCUCAACUUCUGCACAAACCUCUCUCACUUCUACAUGAUGUUAGAGGAUGACGUUCGCUGCUCCAGGAACUUCCUGACGGCGCUGAAGAAGGUGAUCACCUCCAGAGAAGGAUCCUACUGGGUGAUGCUGGAGUUCUCCAAGCUGGGCUACAUCGGGAAGCUGUACCACUCCAAAGACCUGCCACGUCUUGCUCAUUUCCUCCUCAUGUUCUACCAGGAAAUGCCCUGUGACUGGCUCCUCAUCCACUUCAGGGGUCUGCUGGCCCAGAAGGACGUGAUCCGGUUCAAGCCCUCGCUGUUCCAGCACAUGGGCUACUACUCCUCUUACAAAGGAGCAGAGAACAAGCUGAAGGACGAUGACUUUGAAGAAGACUCCAUAGACAUUCCUGACAAUCCUCCUGCCAACCUUUACACAAACAUCAAUGUCUUUGAAAACUAUGAUGCCACCAAGGCUUACAGCACUGUGGAUGAAUACUUCUGGGGAAAGCCUCCUUCCACAGGAGACUUCUUUGUUAUUGUCUUUAAUAAAUCUACCAAAAUAUGUAAGAUUAAAAUUGCUACUGGUUCUGAUGACCGUCAGAAUGACAUUCUCCACCACGGAGCUCUGGAAGUAGGAGAGAAACUAAUUGGGACUAAAAAAGGCAAACAGUGUUCAUCUUACAUCACAUUAGGGGAGUUUAAAAAUGGCAACAUUGAGGUUCAAGAUGUAGACCACAAAAUUGCCUUUGACAUUGAGUGUGUGCGCAUUGUUGUGACAGCCAGUCAGAAAGAAUGGCUCAUUAUUAGAAGUAUAAGUUUAUGGACUACACAACCCCCCAGCCAAUGAAAACUAUAGAUAAAGACUCUUAGUUUGUCAUCGAGGGAGAUUUUUUUAUUAUUAUUUACUGAUGUAUGUAUUUCCUGGGUUUAUUUAUUCAUUUUGUAUGUAUUUAUUAUAAUAAUUUUGAUUGCCAAAUCAAUCUAUAGUUUUUUAUACCUGCAAGUUGUUACCUUAGUAGUGCAUCUUCCCAGUCAUUCUUAAGGACUGUUCAACUUACCUCAGAGUAUUCAUGAACGUAUGUUUUCUUAAAUGUUACAUAAUACUUUUUAUUUAACCUUUUGAUAGCUAUCCUUAUCAUAGGGCUGGGCGAUAAUUCAGUAUUAUGUUUUUCCAACUUUAAGUGAUAUUGUAUUACAUAGAUAUAAUAAAUGGAUGUUAUUGUUUUACAGCAUUCUUCUCUCCAGGAUGAGGCUUCCAAUAUUCUAUAUUUUUCUUUCUAUCAACAAAUCCUAUUAAGACCAAAACCAACAAUGAAUUGAUCCUACUAACAAGUGUUGCCAUGUAGCCAAAGUCUGAUAUUCCUCUGUGUCAUAGAACUCCAUUGCUGUUGUCCAAAAACUAUUAAAAUCAGUGUUUUAUUGGGUGGCAUGUUACUUCAUUACAAUAAACUUGGUUACUGCAGUUGAUUUUGAGUCAGCCCCUUAGCAAAGGGAAAACUCAAGGUUGUUAAUACUCUCGCACACUGUCAAACUUGCAAAAAAUACAUAUUGACACAAUGUUUCGGUACUAGACCUUCAACCCUGUAUCCAUCAUUAUUCUGCUGUAAAUACUUACUAAAGCACCAAAUUUGUAUGAAUCCACUGCUGAUUUCCUGUUUGAGUAACAUUUGCUAAAAGCUACAGUGGCCAACUCCUUUAGGAAAUUACAGAGCCUUUCAAAACAAUAUAUCUGUGACUUGUUUUUUAAGAUUUAUGUUUUCAGUAGGGAUGAAUGGGCUCUGAGUUGAGAGGCACAGAAAGAGUAAGGAUCACAGAAUGAAAUAAGAGAUGGACUAACAUUUUUGGUUUUUGGUCUAUGGUUUUGUUUUACAAAUUUUAAAGAGUUUUGUCUGGUGUAAAGCGUAACAGUGAAACACAUUUCAUUGCAUUGAACAUCAAUUUUAUCAUUUUAAAUGUGUUCAUAUGUUUGUGCAUGCAUCUUCCAUAUUGUGAUAUAUCAGUAUCAAUAUAAUAUUAGUUUUAAUCGUAUUGCCCAGCCCUACCUUGACGACAUAUUUGUAAGUCAUUAGUGGAUGAUGCUACGAACCAAUCAUUUAUGAAUGUUUUUGAAAACUCUUCAGAGGUGCUUCUAGUGAGGAAUGAAGACAAAUCACAGUUAGGGAACAGCAAACUACUGACUUACUUCAGUUUUCUUAAUUUUUUUACACUUGACCACUGUUGCUUUUAUAAGUAUCAUGCACCGCUUAUUAUUUAUAAAUGGGGGGAAAUGAUAGCAAUUAUGAAGCGUAAGGUUCUCCUCGAAAAUACCGUAAAUACCAAUUAAAACUACUGUGUCUGUGCAAUUUUCAUGACUGAUUUUGAGCCUGCAACAGUGUAGCCCUGGGAUCCUGUGAGAAUGUCCCCAUUUGGUCCUUAAUUAUUUACCUCUUUGAAAACCCACCAGGAAAGUAUCAAAGGAACAUAUCACAAUAUUAAUUUCAACCAUAUCACCCAUCCCUACCUUGAAGACAUAUUUGUAAGUCAUUAGUGGAUGAUGAAAUUAACUGAUCAUUUAUGAAUAUUUUGAAACCUCUUCAUAAAAGUGCUUCAAGUGAGGAAUUAAGACAAAUCUCACUUAGGGAAGAGCAAAUUUCUGAUUUAGUACAGUUUGUUUAUUUUAUUAUACUUGACCACUGUUGCUUUUCUCAAUAUUAUUAUGCACGACUAAUUAUUUAUAAAUGGGGAAUGGAUAGCAAUUAUGAAGCGUGAGGUUCUCUUUGAAAAUACCAUAAAUAACAAUUAAAGCUACUGUGUCUUUAGCCAUUUUUCAUGACUGAUAUUGAGCCUGCAAAAGUGUAGCGAUGAGAUCCUCCGAGAAUGUCCCCAUUUUCCUCCUCGAAAACCCACCAGGAAAGUAUCCGAGGUCAUUGUUGCCUUGAAUAUUCAUCAUAUCACACCUAACUUUUUCAGUUUUAAAUAUUCUUUCCCAGUUUGAUCAUCUUCUUCAUUGUGUUUGAGGUGGGUGUGUGUGAGUGGGCUGAACUCUUUUACUUGCACUGUAUGUUCCAUCAGGGUUGCUGACAGGAGAACAAUGUUUGUUUUCACCCAUCUUCUCCAAGAGCUGAGAUUAGAUUGCACAGUGAAGAAUGGGCCAGGUCUGCUCUUAGGUCUCUUUUUUUUCACCACAGCACAAUUUUCCCCCAGUAAAUUGGUCUGUGUUUGCCUCACUCUCUACACCAGCAAAACAACAUCUCCCCUGAAGCUAUAGGAUCUCAAUUCGUUCUUUCCCCAGUGUUGCACUCCCACAACUCCAAUGUUUCUGCUCCUACAUGGUUGCCUCUCUGUGAUCUUUGCUCUCAGUUCAUACAGUCUGUUGCUGCUUUGGGGAAACUUGAUUGGCUUUCUUCUGAAGAUCCUUUUACAAUUCUCCACCUUGCUUUAUGUUGUUUAGCAGCGAACAUUCACAAGAAUUAGUGCUGCACAUGUUAACACAUCAUCACCAUGAUGCUCAAAGCAAUUCUGAGCCGUUCUUUGAAAAUAACCACGUCAUUUCCAUGUUCAAUUGUAACUGUCAGUGACCCAUGUUCAGAAUCAUUUCUACAAUGAAAUAGCAUUAAGAAAUCACUCAACAAUGCAAUAAAGAGGCAAAUGUUUACAUAACACUGGCGUUCUUUAGGAACGUGAGGUGGAAGCAGAUCGUCAUUAAGCAUGCUGUGACAGUUUUGUGAACCUUUGUUCUGCUGUUGCAAUAGCCACCUGUUCCAUGUUUUCCCUCAAGGUCUUGUUCAGUGUCACAGAUCAAGACCUUUCGAAGAUUGGCUUGUAUCGCCACCUCGAAAGCCUUCCUCAGCAAAUCCCCCAUGUACUAUCUGAAAUGAAAUUAAAAUGCCCACCACCUCACAAUACUUAUUGUUUUUCCUCAGCAUUUCCCUUGAAAUGUCGGCAUUCAUGUUGGUGAAUGAUUCCAUGACCUCCAUGGAUCAGCUCCUUGGAGGGGAUCUUGUUUGAAUGGAUGAUGCUUAGAAACACAAUCUACUUUGUGCAGCAUGUGUGGUAUUCUUUAUGACGCACACCAUGGUACCACUUCAGCCUAGUAUUACCUGCUUAUGAGCUUUAAACACAUGAUGUCACCGCAGGGCAGUUAGCUGCUUUACAAGUGUAAUGGAUAGCUUUGAUACGCCUCAUGCCCAAGUAGAGCAACCGUGUUGUGAGGCUGAUAUUUCUGGAGGAGAAAUUGCUGUCUAAUCUUUAUUUGAAAUAAGAUGCCAGCCAAAACUAGCUGCACGCUGCAGAUUUAUGGACAGAUUUACAUCUUGGGGAUAACAACAAAAGCUGCAUAAAUUCCUCAACUGGAUGUCAUCAAACUGCUGCGCACAGCAUUCUUUGCUAUCAGCAGCGUGUUUGGAAACCACAAUCCAUACUAAGGCCUUGAGUGAACAGUGUGCACAUGAUCUAUUAUACUGUACAUUUCACUUAAUACUUAAGAAACAACUGUUUUCUCCUCCUGGUGUGUACUUACAGUUAGUAAAUGGCCAUCUUGUCAAUUUGUCAAUAAUUAAACACUAACUGCAUUGGCAGAUCUCUGUGAGAAAAGGGCAGAGGUUUAUGAAUCACUUGCAGGCAGGUAACUGUCUAAGUUUGUUUAAUUAUAUUGGCUGUGAGGGUCUGAUCCCCAAAGCUCCAGGCAAGUGAUGAAUGUGUAUAUGAUGUGUGGAUCCUGAGUUAUUUGAAAUGUGAGCUGUCUUCCAGUGGAGCAUGUACAAAGUGCAUGAACAAAAGCAUUUUCAGUGGAUAAAACAACUCUGUACCACUUUGUACGUCAGGAUCUAUGAAUUAGUGUUCAGCUUUUGCUAAUGAAAUUGUACUGGGUGUGUACGUAGAAGCCUACCGAUACUACCUUACAACAGGUUCAGAGUUCACAUGUGCUGUAUAUUGUUAAGUGCAGCGAGAGUGUUAAGAUGUUGUUUCGGUGUCUGUUUUACUUUCCAUCGUUCUCUAAAUGGUACUGUAUUGUAAGAUGACAUAUAUUUUUUUACACGUAUCAUUUCAAAUGUUGUAUUGUAUAUAUUGUAUUUAAAAUGAAAUGAGAUUAAAUGAA
Molecule: messenger RNA, 5683 nt
Organism: Micropterus salmoides (largemouth bass)
Lineage: Eukaryota; Metazoa; Chordata; Actinopteri; Centrarchiformes; Centrarchidae
Gene: mgat4c
Product: mgat4 family member C
Exons: 3
Coding region: 20-1453 (477 amino acids)
Biological process (GO): protein N-linked glycosylation
Molecular function (GO): acetylglucosaminyltransferase activity
Source: RefSeq, a predicted model, not a curated record